AUGUUACUUAAGCAUGAACCACCGGUUUCAUAUACCCAUGUCCACAGGUAUGCCUCUAUAGUCACGGGGUUCGAUCAGUCUGGGAUAGACCGAGGUCAGUCAGUAGACGACACCUCCGGCAUGGGUCCAGAAACGACUGUUUCACGGGGCGUGUCUGAUUUCUACGAUGAAGGGCUCGAGGAUCAGGGUUUUCUGGUACAUACGCGUUACUUUGUUGUAGGUAGAUUUGUUAGGAGUAUCGCAUGCGUUGACCUUAUAGUCCCGUGGGUAUGCUUCGAGCUGCCCGUGGUGUCGGUACGGCCUGGCUAUGCGGUCGUGGGUGUAUUCUGUGUAUGCUGA
Molecule: messenger RNA, 339 nt
Organism: Sphaeroforma arctica JP610
Lineage: Eukaryota; Ichthyosporea; Ichthyophonida
Exons: 1
Coding region: 1-339 (112 amino acids)
Source: RefSeq, a predicted model, not a curated record